Hipposideros armiger (great roundleaf bat) is the source of this 3361-nucleotide messenger RNA. It is a transcript of the gene POMT1, whose product is annotated as protein O-mannosyltransferase 1. Gene Ontology annotation, molecular function: mannosyltransferase activity. Gene Ontology annotation, biological process: protein O-linked glycosylation. Lineage: Eukaryota; Metazoa; Chordata; Mammalia; Chiroptera; Hipposideridae. Gene Ontology annotation, cellular component: membrane. The transcript has 21 exons. The record is from RefSeq and is a predicted model, not a curated record. Bases 244 to 2568 code for a protein of 774 amino acids.
ACAAAAAUCCGUGAGGCGCUCGCCCAGUGCGCAUGCGCGCUGCGGAGCCCCGCAGGCGGGGCGAAUCGAGCGCCGAGCAGGGCGGUGCUGAGUGCCGAGUGGCUUCGCCCGCGCCCUCGCGAGGCUGGAGCCUCCAACCGUCUUCGCACCUCGGCGGAUCCCAGGUGUGGCCGAGCCAGGGGACAGGCUCUCCAGGGACUUCAAGAAACACUAGGACUUCUCCCGGGCCUGCUUUUCCACAAGAUGUUGGGAUUUUUGCAGCGCCCUGUGGUGGUCACGGCUGAUGUCAACUUGAACAUCGUGGUCCUGACCUUGAUGGGGUUGCUGAGCCGACUGUGGCAACUCACCUAUCCAAGGGCUGUGGUUUUCGAUGAAGUAUAUUAUGGGCAGUACAUCUCUUUUUACAUGAAGCGGGUCUUCUUUUUGGAUGGCAGUGGACCGCCCUUUGGCCACAUGCUGCUGGCCUUGGGAGGUUAUUUAGGAGGAUUCGACGGUAACUUUUUGUGGAACAGAAUUGGAGCAGAAUACAGCAGCAACGUGCCCGUGUGGUCCCUGCGCCUGCUGCCGGCCCUCGCGGGGGCCCUGUCGGUCCCCAUGGCCUACCAGAUUGUGUGGGAGCUCCGUUUUUCUCACUGUGCCGCCAUGGGAGCUGCUCUGCUGAUGCUCAUCGAGAACGCUCUGAUCACCCAGUCAAGGCUAAUGCUUUUGGAAUCAGUGCUAAUAUUUUUUAACCUAUUGGCCGUGCUGUCCUACCUGAAGUUCUCCAACUCCCAAAAACACAGGCCUUUCUCCCUGAGCUGGUGGCUGUGGUUGAUGCUGACGGGAGUGGCCUGCGCCUGUGCUGUUGGCAUCAAAUACAUGGGUGCCUUCACUUAUUUGCUGGUGCUCGGGGUUGCCGCUGUCCACACCUGGCACCUGAUAGGGGACCGGACUUUGUCAAAUGUGUCUGUGCUCUGUCACAUGCUGUCCCGCACGGUGGCGCUUGUGGUCGUCCCGGUCGUCAUGUACUUGCUCUUCUUCUACGUCCACUUGAUUCUGCUCUACCGGUCUGGGCCCCACGACCAGAUCAUGUCCAGCGCUUUCCAGGCCAGCCUAGAGGGAGGCCUAGCUCGGAUCACACAAGGCCAGCCCCUGGAGGUGGCUUACGGUUCCCAGGUCACCCUGAAGAACGCCUUCGGCAAGCCCGUGCCCUGCUGGCUUCAUUCUCACCAGCACACCUACCCCAUGAUAUAUGAGAACGGCCGAGGCAGCUCCCACCAGCAGCAGGUGACCUGCUACCCCUUCAAAGAUGUCAACAACUGGUGGAUCGUCAAGGACCCCGGGAGGCACCAGCUGGAGGUGAGCAACCCGCCGAGACCCGUGCGGCAUGGAGACGUGGUGCAGCUGGUGCACGGCAUGACCACCCGCCUCCUCAACACGCACGACGUGGCAGCCCCCCUGAGCCCCCACUCGCAGGAGGUCUCCUGCUACGUCGACUACAACAUCUCCAUGCCUGCCCAGAACCUCUGGAGACUGGACAUUGUGAACAGAGAGUCGCCUGCGGACACCUGGAAGACCAUCCUGUCUGAGGUGCGCCUCGUGCACGUGAACACGUCGGCCAUCCUGAAGCUGAGUGGGGCGCACCUCCCUGACUGGGGCUUUCGGCAGCUGGAGGUGGUUGGUGAGAAGCUGUCUCGGGGCUACCACGAGAGCGCCGUGUGGAACGUGGAAGAGCACCGCUAUGGCACGAGCCAGGAACAGAAGGAGAGGGAACUGGAGCUGCACUCACCCACGCAGGUGGACAUCAGCAGAAACCUGAGCUUCAUGGCCAGAUUCUCAGAGCUGCAGACUGACUGGAGCCCCUGGGGCAGGCCACCACCCGGGAUCAGAGCCUGUUUAGAACUCAGGUGUCCUGAAGGGCGUGCCCCUCAGCCCGGCACGCUGCCUCUGCCUCACGAGCCGAAUGAACUGGAGGGGCCUGCGGCUUUAUUGCAGUGGAGGAUGCUGACAGUGAGAAGCGAUGACACGGAGCACAAGUACAGCUCCACGCCGCUGGACUGGGUCACCCUGGACACCAACAUCGCUUACUGGCUGCACCCCAGGACCAGUGCUCAGAUCCACUUGCUGGGGAACGUGGUGAUCUGGGCUUCGGCCGGCCUCGCCACCGUGCUCUACGCCAUGCUCUUCCUCUGGUACCUGCUCCGACGCCGGAGAAAGAUCUGUGACCUGCCCGAGGAUUCCUGGCGGCGCUGGGUGCUGGCUGGGGUCCUGUGCGUCGGCGGCUGGGCCAUGAACUACCUGCCCUUCUUCCUGAUGGACAAGACGCUCUUCCUCUACCACUAUCUGCCUGCACUCACCUUCCAAAUCCUGCUGCUCCCCAUGGUGCUGCAGCACCUCAGCGACCACCUGUGCAGGUCCCAGCUCCAGAGGAGUCUCUUCAGCGCCCUGGUGGUAGCCUGGUACUCCUCCGCCUGUCACGUGUUCAACACGCUGCGCCCACUGACCUACGGGGACAAGUCGCUCUCACCCAGCGAACUCAAGGCCCUUCGCUGGAAAGAUAGCUGGGACAUCUUGAUCCGAAAGUACUAGGACAUGACACAGUGAGGAGCUCCUGGCCGGGUCAGGACAUGGAGGCGCUGUCUUUGACGAGUGCGUGUGGCUUGAAGCUCAGUGGGGACGGGCCAGGCCUGACGGCGCCUCAUUUUAAGCAGUUUGUUUUUCCCAGUUAGUAAAGAACACGUCCCCAGGUCCACUAACCCCUAGGGGCCCGGAACUAGGACAUGUGGCAUUGAGCGGCUAGGGCAGAACUUGGGGAUGGAGGAGAGGCAGGAAGGGGCGAGUCACGGUCACGCUGACAGGUGGGGUGGCGGGCUUUGGCUGACGGCCGGUCCUGCCUCCUGAGCACCCACUGGACCCACUGAGCUGGAGCCCACCCCCAGUGAAUUCAGUGUCAGAUACGCCCCUGGAGUGACCGGAUGUGGCCCUCCCAUCACUGUAGUGAAGACUGUUACCCCUCACAGUUGCUGGAUCUCACAAACCCGAGAUGUGGCCGAGGUGUGUGCGAACAGCAUUUUCAAGUCGAGGUUUGUGUCACCCAUGUUUCCUUGUCCUGAAUUGGCCGUUUUUGGUUUAAUUAAAAAGGGACACAUUGGCAUUCAAAUGGGUACUAUUUAUUGACUCUCCAAAAGGACACAAUAGGCUUGACCAAACUGUCAGUCAUCAGAAACCAGCCACGCGCUCAGCCGAGCUCCACUGAUGUCACUUAUGUAACUAGUUACUACUCAACAGAAAGAAGCCAGGAGUGCCUGUGGAGUUUAGCUGGUGGCAGUGGGAAGGGAUCACUUUUACAGAAACGCCACCAUGUCGGAGGGAAGACAAAGGA